Pisolithus orientalis is the source of this 1533-nucleotide messenger RNA. Its product is annotated as serine carboxypeptidase S28-domain-containing protein. Gene Ontology annotation, biological process: proteolysis. The record is from RefSeq and is a predicted model, not a curated record. The transcript is spliced from 13 exons. Lineage: Eukaryota; Fungi; Basidiomycota; Agaricomycetes; Boletales; Pisolithaceae. Gene Ontology annotation, molecular function: dipeptidyl-peptidase activity; serine-type exopeptidase activity. Bases 1 to 1533 code for a protein of 510 amino acids.
AUGGCUCUCGCCUUCGUCGUGGCUGCACUUCUCGCAGCCUGCGCCCAUGCCGCCGUCCCUAACGCCAUGUUGCGUGCCGUCCCCGCACUCCCGCCCAUCACCGCAGAAGAGGGACUUCGCACUACACCAAACGGCACGACAGUCCCAUCUCUCAACACUGUUUAUAUCUUCGACCAGCUCAUCGACCACACGAACCCUAGUCUAGGGACAUUUAAACAACGUUACUGGAUGGACUGGGAGUACUACAAACCUGGAGGCCCCAUCAUCUUCAUGACGCCGGGCGAGGCCAAUGCCCAAAACUAUACUGGCUACCUUACCAAUUCCACCAUCAACGGACUAAUAGCACAACAACAAAAUGGCGCCACCGUUCUCAUCGAGCACCGGUUCUUCGGUCUAUCCAAUCCUUACCCUAAUCUCUCGUCUCAAUCUCUUGCUUUCCUUACCAUACAACAAGCUAUUGAUGACUUGGUAUACUUUGCUCAACAAGCCAACCUCCCUAUGCCCGGCGGUGACAAUGUCAAACCCAACACCACCCCAUGGAUUCUCAUUGGUGGGAGUUACUCUGGUGCACUGACGGCCUGGACAAUGGUCAACCGACCUGGGAUCUUCUAUGCCGGAUAUUCGUCGUCAGGCGUCGUAGAAGCCAUCACGAACUAUUGGGCAUACUUUAAACCUAUACAAGAAUACAUGCCUCAGAAUUGCUCGGCCGAUGUCCAAAGGGUUAUUGCUUACUUAGACGGAUUAUACGCUACAAACGAUACCCAGAAGCUCCAGGAACUCAAAUCAGCAUUUGGGCUCGGCGGGCUAUCACACAUCGACGAUUUUGCGGCUGCCCUGCAGUAUAAUCUCUUUGACUGGCAAGAGCUCACGCCAUUCAUAGGUCCCGGAGCGAUGUUCUUCCAGUUCUGUGAUGCACUCGAAGUCAAGGACGGCCAGAUUGCAGGUCCUGGUGGUUGGGGUCUCGAAAACGCGAUCCAAUCGUGGGGCGGGUUCUGGAACAGUACAUAUUACCAGCACGUGUGUGGCGACGCGGAUGCUGAAACGUGUCUCGGAACCUACAACGUAAGCCAAUCAUACUGGACUAGCACCGCCAUCAACAACAAUGAGCGUUCGUGGUUCUGGGUAGUGUGCAAUCAAGUGGGAUUUUACCUAGGAGGACCCCCUGUUGGCCAACCUGCAAUUGCGAGUCGCAUCCUCACACCGGAAUACUCCGAGCGGCAAUGUGUCAAUAUGUUCCCUCAGAAAUUCAGCUCCCCGCCUCAACCUGCAGCCGCGCAAGUCGAUGAGGAAUAUGAAGGAUGGGGUGUCGAAGUCGAUAGACUCUUCUUUGCAAAUGGACAACGCGAUCCCUGGCGUGAAGUCACCGUUUCCUCGGAUUUCAUUUACAAGUCCAGUACGGACACGCAACCAAUCUACAGUGGUGUCGUCGACGCUUCUAUCGCAAGGGUGCAAUCUGCGGCUCUUGGGUACAUGAAGACGUGGUUGGCAAGUUGGACGCCAUCCUGGGCCGUAGUCGCGAAUGGAACUACUUGA